AUGAACUCUCUCAGGGUACCUGGCGGGAUCCCCGAAGUUUGGGAACGCACUUUCGCUUUCUGCGCCCCCCAGCUGGUGGACCCGAACAGCGACUUGUCGAGACAGUACCCUGAUCUCCAUCAAAAAUUCAGCACUCGCAUGGCCGAUGCUCUGGCUGCGAGAAACAAUGAGCCAAUCUCGAAGUGUGGACACCUUCACCCGCAAACCCACACCCGAUUCGACUCUCGAGAGGCCCAAGAGACGUCCAGACUGAGUGUACGGGAGAUAUACAACAGGGAAGACGACAUGGAUUUCCGGCGCUAUAAAAUCUGUUCAGACCUCAGGGAAAGAGCGCAGAUCUACGGCUUCAUCGGCGCCGGAACAUUUGCCACCGUAUUCCUCGCCCGCGAGAUGCAUUCCAACAAGAAAAUACCUGAAGAGCAGCUCCGCCACUACGCUCUCAAGGUGGAAAGGGCCAGCACCAUUCUCCAGGCGGGGGAGUCUGACUUGCACGAGUGCCCAUUUUCCCUGCUGCGAGAAGGCGGCGCUGACCGGUACAUUCCGUCCGAGGCUCUGAUUCUGCUGUUAUUGACCGGCUGUGACAGAUUCCCGAUGCUUGACUCUGUCUACCUUGACGGCUGCUACCAGACGAUCGUCAUGUCCCCCUGCGUGGACUAUUCGCCGGACCGGAAGCCUUUGAAAAGCAACACGUACAACCGGUGCUUUCCAGGCUUCACAGGUAGGUUCUUGAUCACUCAGGAAAAGGAGCCCCUUCUCAACGAAAUGCAGGCUUGCAAAGUCGCUUGCCAGCUGCUGGAGGCCAUCGCCUACAUGGCGGAUAUGAACCUGUACCAUGGCGACAUCUCGAUCAACAACUACGUCGUGGAUCAAAACCUGAAUGUCCAACUCAUCGAUUUCGGGAUCGUCGACUUUGGGCUCGAGCACAAAGACUUCCAGCGUAGGUCCUUUCACUUCAUGGCUUGCCAUGAGUAUCAGAUGAGACCCGAGCUGGCUGAAGAGCUGACCUUAGGCAGUUACCAGUACGAUCUGCACUACCUUUCGGAGUUCAAUGUUCGUCUUCGUCACGACAUCCGCAACGUAUGCCUCUGGAAGUUUGCUGUGUCUGUUUUUGGCAUUCUACACGGGUACUGGCCUUGGGACUUAACUCCGGAGCAAGGUGACCUGCACCUGCUGAAUUACAACGGUGGUUCCAACCCCGGAGUGGAUGCCCGACGAGCCAGAAUGAUGACCGAGCCCGUGGAAGUCGCCGAUCACUUGUCCGGUGAGUGCAAGGAGGUCCUGCAGCUCAUGCUCAGCAGGAAGCCUGAGGACCGUCCUGGGAUCAAGAGGCUUUUGCGCCAGCCUUGGUUUGAAAUGUGGAAAUCCGUGGACGGUCCGCUCACGAGGCCUUAUUCCGAGGAGUUCGCGCGUUCCUUUACCAUUGCGGCCUGA
Molecule: messenger RNA, 1431 nt
Organism: Penicillium riverlandense
Lineage: Eukaryota; Fungi; Ascomycota; Eurotiomycetes; Eurotiales; Aspergillaceae
Product: Protein kinase domain-containing protein
Exons: 3
Coding region: 1-1431 (476 amino acids)
Biological process (GO): intracellular signal transduction; protein phosphorylation
Cellular component (GO): cytoplasm
Molecular function (GO): protein serine/threonine kinase activity; ATP binding
Source: RefSeq, a predicted model, not a curated record